CUUCCUUCCUCCACCACGUUUUUCAUUGUUUACAAUCGUUCGGCGCAAAGAAACUUGUGUAUUUUAAGCUUAACGUGAAUGAAAUGUGACAUGUUUAGGAUUUAGAUAAGUAGCUUGCCGGAAUGUUCUAAUUCCAUGCCGAGCAUCCACCACGGGUUCUUUCUCUGCAAACAUUUGCCUGUUAGUCUAGCCUAGACAUGGCUUUUGCUCCCGCUGUGUGGUUAGCUGCUCAAGCAGAACUCUACGAGGACGACGAAGAGGCCGAGGUAAACAACUUCCCAGAGCCACAGAAAAACUACUUGGGCGAUUACAAUGAUGAUUAUUUAUUUGAGAGGUUCCGUUUAACUAGACCUUGCAUAAAUUUCAUCACGGAUUGCGUCAGGCUCCGGAUGAAAGCCACGCUCCAGCAAAUGAAUGGACCUUCCGUCGAUGAAAUGGUGAUAGUGGCACUAGACUAUUACGUCAAUGGUAUUUUGUCGACCAAAGUCGUAGAUAUGAUUCAAAUGGAGCAAAUGGAGAUUCACGAAGUCAUCAACAAUGUCUCCAAAGUGUUGUCAGGUAUGGUCAGGGAGUUUAUCACUUUCCCGGCGAAUGGUGAGGAACGAGCAAAUGUGGCGCACGAGAUCAAGAAAAUAUGCGGGAUUCCGACCUCCAUGGGCUUGGUGGGAUGCAUGCAUGUCAAGGUGAGACCACCUCAUCACGACAAGGAAGCUUUUCGGAACACAAUGGAUAACCACACCGUCAUGACCCAAGUCAUAUGCGAUUGUGAAGGGAAUUUAAUGAGUGUUGAAAACUGCUGCGUUGGCAGCACACCAGAGCAAACCAUAUGGGAUAUGUCGGAUAUUGCCCAGCAGCUAAAGCAUGGAGCACAUGGGACGCAUUGGAUCAUUGCCGGAAAAGGCUAUGCGUUGAGCAGACACCUCCUGACGACCGUUUCACCAGCCAAAGAGAAAGCGGAUCGGCGGUUCAAUGCAGCCCACGGCAUGAUCCACUCGGUCCUCCAGAGGACCAUCACCUUGGUGAAGAGGCGCUUCAGGUGCCUGGCCAAUCUGGGCCACGUGCAGCAGAACAGUCUGGACAAGAAGGCCGAGAUCAUCAAGGCCUGCUGCGUCUUGCAUAACAUCGCCAAGAAGUUCUCGGUGCCUGUGCUCAACGAUACCGUGCUAGAGACUAUGCACCCGGCCGAGAAUCACCAGGUGCCGGUGGUGGAGGUGCCUAGCUACGCAGAGAAAUCCAGAGCUGCCAUUAUCGGCAUUUAUUUCUCGCAUUCCUCCGGGAAUGACGGCAUUUCAGACUGAGGACAAUGGAAAUAUUUGUAUAAAAUGGUUGUUGCCAUUUGGGUUUAAUAGGAGGAUGGUUUGGUCCCUUAUUAUAACAGUUUGUGAAAAUAGGUGCUACUGGAUUGACAAAAAUUAUUUUAUUUUAUCACGCUUUGUGAUACAUGAAAACCAAAUGACAAUACUUUGGGUUUAUCUAUUUACAUGUUUUUAUACAUUGUCAAUAAACGUCAAGUAAAAAUCUAA
Molecule: messenger RNA, 1523 nt
Organism: Oncorhynchus nerka (sockeye salmon)
Lineage: Eukaryota; Metazoa; Chordata; Actinopteri; Salmoniformes; Salmonidae
Product: putative nuclease HARBI1
Exons: 2
Coding region: 198-1298 (366 amino acids)
Source: RefSeq, a predicted model, not a curated record